Apis dorsata (giant honeybee) is the source of this 1737-nucleotide messenger RNA. RefSeq lists its product as uncharacterized. The coding region runs from base 312 to 1673 and encodes 453 amino acids. Gene Ontology annotation, molecular function: protein binding. The transcript is spliced from 9 exons. NCBI's taxonomy places the organism in Eukaryota, Metazoa, Arthropoda, Insecta, Hymenoptera, Apidae. The record is from RefSeq and is a predicted model, not a curated record. Gene Ontology annotation, biological process: regulation of DNA-templated transcription.
AUGGCGGAUAGGUUCUCAUUCUCCAGUGGGCAAAGCUCUUUCAAAGUUGCGCCAUAUUAAAAAACACUGGAGUAAUUUCUCAGAUUUUUAAUUAAUUUUAAGAUUAAAAUUCACAUCGAAAAAUUUUUUAUUCGUUACUUUUAUUUUAUUAAAGUGAAAUAAAAAGAUUGUAUACGUGAAUUUGACGAUUUCAGGAAAUAAAUUAUGGGUAAUGGAGAAGACGCGAGUGCCUUUGACGUUUGCGAACCAUAUUGAAAGGCAUUUGGAAAAGUUGUUGUCAAAGAAAGAUAGAGAGAAUCUUUCGGUGAAAAAUGGUAUCGAGAAGGAAGAUUCUAUCUCGAUCGAGGGACAAUCUUGUUGAAUCACAAUAUGAGGAUCAAGAUGAAGAAGAUGUGUGGUAUAAUCUUGAUAAACUUUACAAGGAUCAUAUUCAAGAAGUAUUGGAUAAAUGGAAUCAAAUCGAUGAUGAAAUUUGGGCCAAAGUAAUCGUUUUCGAAAGAAAUCGAAGAGUUGCAAAAGCAUACGCCAGGGCACCAGUUCUCACGAUCAAUGGAUCCAAUGAUGGAUUCGAUGGUUUCAGAAUAGGCUUAUGCGGUUUCGAAAAUCCUAUGAGGGAUUCGAAAACAGAAGAGGCGAAAAAACUCAUAAAUCAAGGAGUAAAGAUCAAAAUGGACGAACAAGGGAAUAUAUUAAUAAAAAGAUUGUGUAAAAAUAAUGUUUAUAUAAAACCAACCAGUCAGGAAGAUAACGCAAUUGGAGCAGAAAUUGCACGGAAUUCUCAAGGGGCGUUAGAGCACGAAAAACCUGGGAAAGUAUUUGAUAUGAGUAAAUUUCAAACAAAUCUUUCUCGAGAAACUCGAAGAGCAUAUCCAGAUAGGAGAAGACUAGAAAUGCAAUGUCUAAGUGCAAUUGUUUUCGUUAGAACUGAAUCAGAUCUUCUUCAAUGUCCUGUUUGGGUUCUCAUUGUAAAUGUUGUCGGUUUAGACAUGUUGAAAUCUAAGUUACCACCAGUUUUAGCAUUACAAAGGCCGGUGGAUAUUAAAAAUCGACCUAGAAUACCAAUUCCUGAUGAAGAUCCAUAUAGUAUAGCAGGAGUUUCAUCUUCAAUUGGAGUUUCUGAAUCAUUUCAACAAGAUCGAGAUAUUCGAGAUCAGAUCUAUAUUCAAUCAACGAAUAGUAGACACAAAAGAACUGAAAAACCUCCAAAAUUGCCACCAAGAGAAAAUCUUUAUGGUCAUGAUAUACCUAAACCUGAUUAUGAUGACAUAGAAGAUGACUAUGCCAGAAAAUCUAUAAUAACAAAUGAAGACAAGAGAAAUAAACACGAUGAUAAAAAGAAAUAUGACGAUCCGUAUUAUUGCGGAUUGAGAGCUCGCGUUCCUAAUUUUGUAAAGAUGGCAAAAAGUAAUAAAAUCUCAUCUAGAGGAUACAGACCUACGCAAGUAUCUGUGUAUACUGGUACAGGAUAUGCUAAUAGCCAAUCUUCUCAAAUUUACGGCCAUUUAGGAAAUAGACCACCAAUUAUGUAUCACGCACGAAGUUUCGAAAGUGGACUUGAUUCAGAUAGUAGAAAUGAGUCACCAUAUAAUCAUAUAUAUGGAAGAUUUCCUAUACCAACCAGAGGUGUAAUUCCUCCUACACCUAGAGCAAUGUAUAUUGGAGAAUGGGAUUAAAAAUAAACUUAACAAAAAGAAUGUUAAUAUACAAAAAAAAAAAAAACGAACUAUAAGUUGAAAA